Molecule: messenger RNA, 459 nt
Organism: Trichomonas vaginalis G3
Lineage: Eukaryota; Parabasalia; Trichomonadida; Trichomonadidae
Product: spectrin binding
Exons: 1
Coding region: 1-459 (152 amino acids)
Molecular function (GO): protein binding
Source: RefSeq, a predicted model, not a curated record
AUGGAAAUUGACUUGUUUUGUUGCGGAGAGUAUUAUAAUCCUCAUGCUUUAUUAAUUUAUUUGGAUCAAACUCAUAAUAUCGACAAUGGAUUGGCUUAUUCACCGCUGUUCAACAAUGUUAAACUUUGUCAAUAUUUGAUUUCACAUGGUGCAGAUGCCAAUGCUAAAGAUCAAAACGAAAGAAAUGUUCUUCAUAGCGCAACAUGGUUUAAUAAAAAAGAAAUUGCAAAGCUUCUCAUUUUGAAUGGCGCAGAUAUAAAUGCUAAAUAUUAUGAUGAAGAAACACAUCUCCAUAAAGCAGUAGAUUUUGAUAAUAAAGAAAUUGCAGAACUUCUUAUUUCACAUGGUGCCGAUCUAAAUGCCAAAAAUGAUGGCGGUGAAACAUCUCUUCAGAAGGCAAUUGACAAUGAAUAUAAAGAAAUGGCAGAACUCCUUAUUUCAAAAGUUUCCAAUAAUUAA